Messenger RNA from Staurois parvus, 380 nucleotides. The record is from the annotation of a GenBank genome assembly. Lineage: Eukaryota; Metazoa; Chordata; Amphibia; Anura; Ranidae.
UGCCCCAUCAUUGGUGUCAGUGGGAGGAAUAGUGCCCCGUCAUUGGUGUCAGUGGGAAGAAUCGUGCCCCAUCAUUAGUGUCAGUGGGAGGAAUAGUGCCCCAUCUUUGGUGUCAGUGGGAAGAAAUGUGCCCCAUCAUUGGUGUCAGUGGGAAGAAACGUGCCCCAUCAUUGGUAUCAGUGGGAGGAAUAGUGCCCCAUCAUUGGUGUCAGUGGGAAGAAUCGUGCCCCAGCAUUGGUGUCAGUGGGAGGAAUAGUGCCCCAUCAUUGGUGUCAGUGGGAGGAAUAGCCCCAUCAUUGGUGUCAGUGAGAGGAAUAGUGUCCCAUCAUUGGUGUCAGUUGGAGGAACAGUGUCCCAUCAUUGGUAUCAGUGGGAAGAAU